This is a messenger RNA of Ipomoea nil (Japanese morning glory), 5440 nucleotides long. Its product is annotated as splicing factor 3B subunit 3. The transcript is spliced from 13 exons. Gene Ontology annotation, biological process: mRNA splicing, via spliceosome. NCBI's taxonomy places the organism in Eukaryota, Viridiplantae, Streptophyta, Magnoliopsida, Solanales, Convolvulaceae. Bases 185 to 3946 code for a protein of 1253 amino acids. Gene Ontology annotation, molecular function: protein binding; U2 snRNA binding. Gene Ontology annotation, cellular component: U2 snRNP; nucleus. The record is from RefSeq and is a predicted model, not a curated record.
GUACGAAGGAGCAAAUUAUUAGAACUGGCCCAUUUCCUCACUUCUCUACUACUCUUUUCAACUGCGAAGGACAUAAACAGUAAAAACCCUAGGUUUAUCUGGAUUUAAUUACCAUUCAAUUGAAUGAAAAUUGGAAUCGGAAUCAAGCCGAGCUGAAUACAAUCCCUGCUAUACGUUGUCUAAGAUGGCGGUUUCGGAGGAGGAAUCAUCGUCGUCGGCGCCGGCGAGUAGCUCCAGGUCACGAUCAGCAGCUAUGAACGGAGGAUGUUAUUUGGCGAAGACGGUGCUAAGAGGAAGCGUUGUUCUCCAAGUCGUCUAUGGCCACAUCCGCUUCCCUUCCUCAAACGACGUUGUUUUCGGCAAGGAGACAUCUAUAGAAUUGGUGAUCAUAGAUGAUGAUGGAGUUGUACAAUCUAUAUGUGAGCAGCCAGUGUUUGGCACUAUAAAAGACCUUGCCAUUCUGCCUUGGAAUGACCGAUUUCAUUCUCGAAGCUCACAGAUUCAUGGCAAGGACAUUCUGGUUGUUAUUUCUGAUUCAGGAAAGCUAUCAUUUCUUGCAUUUUGCAAUGAAAUGCACAGGUUUUUCCCAUUAACACAUGUUCAACUCUCUUCUCUUGGGAAUUCAAGGAAUCAAAUUGGAAGGAUGCUAGCCAUUGAUUCUAAUGGCUGUUUCAUUGCCGCUAGCGCAUAUGAAAACAAAUUAGCUCUUUUCUCUGUCUCGACUUCUUGUGGCAAUGAUAUUAUUGAUAAGAAAAUCUGUUGUCCUCCUGACAAUCACGAGGACAUUAAAACUGUAAAUGGUGUUACUGAAAUCUGUGGUACCAUAUGGAGCAUGUGCUUUAUCUCAAAAGAUCUCCGCCAGCCAAGUAAGGAGCACAACCCUGUAUUAGCAAUUCUUCUGAAUAGGGAGAGAACAUAUAGGAAUGAGCUCAUGUUGUUAGAAUGGAAACCUAAAGAAAAUUUGCUUCAUGUGAUAUAUCAGUAUGUAGAAGCUGGACCAUUUGCACAUCAUAUAGUUGAAGUUCCGCAUUCUUAUGGACUAGUUAUACUGUUCAAGGCUGGAGAUGCCGUCUUAAUGGAUUGCAAGGAUGCUCAUAAUCCUUAUUUCCUAUAUAGAAUUAGUUUAAAUUUUACUCCUUCAGUGGAAGAGCAGAAUUUUGUGGAACCUACAAUUAGGAUUCCUGAUAUCAUUGAUGAAGAAGGAAUGUAUAAUGUUGCUGCCUCUGCCUUAUUGGAGCUCAGUGACAUAAACAAAAGUGAUCCAAUGAAUAUUGAUGAUGAUAGCAGCACCAAACCAGGUACUAAUUAUGUCUGCUCAUGGAGUUGGGACUCUGCAAAUAAAAACAACCCAAGGAUGAUUUUUAGUGCUGAUUCAGGCCAACUUUUUAUGGUUGAGAUUUUUUCUGAUUCCGAUGGCAUCAAAAUGAGCUUAUCUGAUUGCCUUUACAAAGGGCUACCAGCAAAGGAGCUAUUGUGGGUGGAAAGUGAUUUUAUAGCAGCUAUUGUUGAGAUGGGUGAUGGGAUGGUUUUAAAAUUGGAUGAUGGCAGGCUAGUUUACAGAAGUCCAAUCCAGAACAUUGCACCAAUAUUGGAUAUGUCAGUUGUGGACUACUACAAUGAGAAACAUGAUCAAAUGUUUGCUUGCUGCGGGAUGGCACCUGAAGGGUCGUUACGAAUUAUUCGAAGUGGUAUCAGUGUGGAGAAGUUGUUGAAAACUGCUCCCAUUUAUCAAGGGAUAACUGGCACUUGGACUGUCAAAAUGAAAGUCACUGAUAGAUAUCAUUCAUUCCUUGUUCUCUCAUUUGUUGAAGAAACCAGAGUGCUUUCAGUUGGGGUAAGCUUUUCUGAUGUAACUGAUUCUGUGGGUUUCGAGCCUGAUGUCAGCACCUUGGCAUGUGGUCUCAUGGCUGAUGGUUUACUGGUGCAAAUACACAAAGAUGCUGUUAGACUUUGCGUGCCUAUUGCAUCUGCUCAUCCUGAAGGUGUUCCCCUAUCUUCUCCUGUUGGUGGAACAUCAUGGUCGCCUAAUGAUACAAGAAUUAUUUUGGGUGCAGUUGGGCAUAAUGUGAUAGUUGUGGCCACUUCUAGUCCAUCCUUUUUGUAUGUACUUGGUCUGAAAUCAUUAUCAGCUUAUCAAUAUGAAUUGUACCAGUUGCAACAUGUAAGAUUGCAGGAUGAGUUGUCCUGCAUUUCCAUCCCUCAGAAACAGCUUGAGCAAAAACCAUUAGUUUCACCAAUGAGCAGCACAAAUGAUGCCCCUUUGGCUGCUUUUCCGGCAGAGCUUGACCUUAGUAGUACCUUUAUUAUUGGUACACACAAACCUUCGGUAGAAGUACUGUCCUUUUCGCUGGAUAAGGGCCUUCAAGUUAUUGCUAUAGGAUCCAUAUCAUUAACGAACACUCUAGGAACUACCAUCACUGGCUGUGUUCCUCAGGAUGUAAAGCUUGUACUUGUUGAUCGACCCUAUAUUCUUUCAGGAUUGAGGAAUGGUAUGCUACUCAGGUUUGAGUGGCCUUCUACCUCUAAUAUUUCUGUGCUACAGUCAUCUAAUCUGCAGCAUUUCACCAGUUCUAAUUUGGAAAAUUCUACUACACCAUUCACAUCUGUAAAUUACAAGGCCAUGCCUACUUCCUCAUCCACUUUAUUUGAUAAGAUGAGGGACAGUUUUCCUAUUCAUCUUCAACUAAUUGCUGUUCGUCGCAUAGGCAUCACCCCAGCUUUUUUGGUUCCACUGAGUGACUCUCUUGAUGCUGAUGUAAUUGCACUGAGUGAUAGGCCUUGGCUAUUACAAACUGCAAGACAUAGCCUUUCCUAUACAUCCAUCUCCUUUCAGCCUUCCACAAAUGCCACUCCUGUUUGUUCCACUGAAUGUCCCAAGGGAAUUCUAUUUGUUGCUGACAACAGUCUUAAUUUGGUGGAGAUGGUGUCUAGUAAACGGCUUAAUGUGCAGAAGUUUAACCUUGAUGGCACUCCACGCAAGGUCUUAUAUCAUAGUGAAAGCAAGUUAUUGGUUGUCUUGAGGACUGACCUCAGUGAUGAUUCAUCCUCUGAUGUUUGCUGUAUAGAUCCUUUAAGCGGAUCAGUGGUAUCCUCAUUUAAACUGGAUCCUGGGGAGACUGGUAAAUGCAUGGUGUUGGUGAAAUAUGGGAAUGAUCAAGUUAUGGUAGUUGGAACUAGCCGCACAUCAGGACCUGUAAUAAUGCCUAGUGGUGAAGCUGAAAGUACUAAGGGUCGUUUGUUAGUCCUCUGCCUUGAACAUAUUCAAAAUUCAGAUAGUGGUUCAAUAGCAUUUUUUUCGAGAGCUGGAUCAUCUUCUCAACGAACUUCACCCUUCUGUGAAAGUGGGGGAUAUGCAACUGAACAGCUGUCUGGUAGUAGCCUUUGUAGCAGCCCUGAUGACAACAGCUGUGAUGGGAUUAGACUUGAAGAAAGUGAGCCAUGGCAGUUACGUUUAACAUAUUCAAACAUUUGGCCAGGAGCUGUUCUUGCUAUCUGCCCUUUCCUUGAUCGUAAUUUCGUGGCUUCAGCUGGUAAUUCUUUUUAUGUAUGUAGCUUCACCAAUGAUCAUUCUCGUCAAAGGGUGAGACGACUAGUGGGAGGGAAAACACGAUUCAUGAUCAUGACUUUAACUGCACACUUAAAUAGAAUUGCUGUUGGUGAUUGUAGGGAUGGUAUCAUAUUCUACUCAUAUCGGGAGGAUUCAAGAAAACUGGAACAGCUUUACUGUGAUCCUGUCCAGCGGUUAGUUGCUGAUUGUAUUCUUAUGGAUGCUGAUACAGCUGCAGUUUCUGAUCGAAAGGGGAGUGUUGCCAUCUUGUCCUGUUUAAAUCAUUCAGAAGAGAAUUCCAGUCCUGAAAGCAACUUAGCUGUAGUUUCAUCAUUUUACAUGGGUGAAAUUGCGAUGCGGAUCCGAAAAGUAAGUUUUUUUAGGACCUAUUGGAAAUGAUGUUGCCAUGAGAUCAGCUGUCAUCUGCUGCCACAUCAUAGUUAGGGUCUUUUCACUUGUAGACCGACCCCCUUCUUUAAUAACUCUGAUGGUCAAACUCUUUAUCCUAAUAUUAAGCCACCCUUGGUCACUUAAGUUUUUAAAAAUAGCCAGUCUUGGACCCCUACCCUUUAACCGUGAAAAAAAAUGCACAGUUCUUUAGUAGAUGUAAACUCUUUGGGAUUUGGCUAAGUUCAUUAGUUGCCACUUCAAUUCAGCAUCCUUAUGAAUGGAGGUGGUGCAAAGGACCCAAAUCCAGACUUGAACCCAAAAGUUGUCAAGUUCAACAUUCCUGAGGAGGAUGGUAUGCAUCUGCCGCUUCCUCUGCUUGCUGUUUGACACCAUCGAUGUCAGAACUAGGCAUCCGGUAUGAGCUGUAAAAUUUCAGAUUUCAGAGCUUAAUCAAGAUCUCAUCUCUAUAAACAUUCAAGAUCUUUGUCAAGAACAAAGUUUCAGAGCAGUUUAUGAAGAAUAACCUGAUUAAAUGACUUGGAAGAUUAAAUUGCUAAUUCAUCAUUGGCCUAUAGUCUACAAAUCAUUGGAAAACAACAGGGGGUUAUUAAUUGCCCUUCUUUUCUCUGCUGAGAACAGGGGAAGGAGGAUUUUUUCUACAAAUUUUUACCUGUUGCAGCAUCUGUCUGUUGAACUCCUCUGUUUAGCAAAUCAAAUGGUUUUUGUUAUUUUGAAUCCAGCUAUUGGCUUAUGUUGUCAGCUUGCCUCACCUGUUGUGGUCAAGCACUUGAAUUUCCGUAAUCAUGUACACAGUAAACAGUAGGGAAUAAUGCUGGCAAUUUUUAAAGACCUAAGGAACCAAAAGUGUUUAAAAGUUAUCAUGAGGAGUUUGACCAUCAGCAUGGUGAACAAAGGGAAACCAAAAGCUUAAAACUCCUAAGAGUUAUUAGUAUAGAUGAUAGGAACACCAUUUAUGGACAAAAAAGGGUAGUAACUGCAGUUAACUGCUGACUUAUAUUAUAAAAAUUUUAGAAACUAAAUGACUUGAAUGUUUAUAGAGAUGAGAACUUCUACUCUCUAUAUAUGAUUCAGCUUACUGAAGCGAUUUGGACUAAAAUAAUGUGUUUGUGGAAAAGAAAUUUGCUGCUCUCCUUAACUGGAGGUGUUCUUUAUUUGUGGCCACUUUCUGACAACCUGUGACAGUGUGAGCUAAUGAUUAAGACAGACUAAUGAUAUGCCAGAUUUUGUUACGGAAAUACAAUGCUGUGUUUUCUGUGGCCUCAAAGUACCUUAAUAAAUGUGGAGCUUAAAUGCGGGCUACUCUUUAUUUGUCAGGCUUUAUCUCAUGGAAGUCAGCUGAUUUUACUAAAAUUUCCAAUGAUUGGACUUAGAAUUUUCUUGUUAAAUGACAGCAGAAUUUUAUAAUAUUGUUUUUCUUUUAAAAUAUUUUUAUCAUGACUAGUUGGUCAUGCUCUUCACAAAUAUGACUCAAGGAACUACUAA